GCUGAGGGUUGGGGCUGUGUUCCGCCAUCGCGGCGCUGCCGGGUCCGAUCCGUGCCGGUUCGGGAUCGCUCUCCCCCCCGCCUCCCGGGAAUCCGCUGUGUGAUAACAGGGACACGUUUCCUUCCGGGAGGGUGCGGACGGGGUUGGUGCCUCGGUGGUGGUGGUUGCGGUGUAGGCCUCUGCGCUAUGGAUCCGUUUUUGAUACUGCUGAACUCCUUCUCCUUGAGGCUGUCGGAUAUGGAGCUCUCUUCCCUCAAGUUCCUCCUGAAGGGGAAGAUCGGGAAAAGGAAGCUUGAGGCUGCCCAGAGCGGCGGGGAGCUCUUCAGUAUCCUCCUCGAGCAGCAGCUGAUCUCAGGGGACGACACUGCGUUGCUUGAGGGCUUGUUUAAGAGUAUUAACAGAAACGACUUGGUCUCAGAACUAAAGCAGUUCGUGGAGGAAGGAGAAGUUACUGCUUCUGAUAAUCAACCAGAUGUGCAUGAAAAACGUCUUCAGAAUGCAGCUUUUGAAGUCAUAUGUGAAAAUGUCGGGAGAGACUGGAAGAUGCUGGUGCGAAAACUGGGCCUUUCUGAAGUGAAAAUUGACAGAAUAGUGGCAGGGAACCCAUUUAACUUGCAUGAACAGUUGUUUCAGUCCCUGCGAGCGUGGCAGAAAUGGAAGGGAAAAGAUGCAAAGGUGGCUGACUUACUGAAAGCCCUUCGGGGCUGCCAUAUGAAUCUGGUGGCAGACAUAGUUGAACAGAAGCUCUCACAAUUGGAUGCUGGAACCAGCUUACAGCAGUAUCAGAACAAUCCCACAUCCCCCAGAGAGGAUGAGAGAAGUACCAAGUGCCUUCCACUCUUCUGAACCAAACUCAGUAUUGGUGGUGCAGUUACUUUUUCUGCUAUUAAUUUACGUGCCUUAAUAUGUUGAUUUGUGGUCAGAUGAAGAUUAACAUAAAACCAAAUAACUUUGAGAUAAUGCUUUGUAGUUUUAUGCUUUAAGAGAUUUGAACUUUCACAAGACCUGAACUCUGUGUUGUAGACACUCUCACCAUUUCCUUCUACCAGUCACCUGAAAAUAAGAUCUGCUUUACUGCUGGUAAUUAUCAGAUGCAUCUGCUCUGAAAAUGCAUCUAUGGGACACUUCUGAGGCAGCUGUAAUUAAAAUUUCAUGGGGGGCUGGGUUUUUUUGUGACCUAUUAUACCUGUAGUAUGAAAGGGGGAAAGAUUCGCUUAGCUCUAUAUUAGGUUUUCUCUGUAAGUAGCAUAAGAUACUGUCUUCCAUAAUUUGUCAAAUACACUUGCCCUUUGUAAAAGGAUACAAAGAUGACUGCAACCUCUGGCUCCACAACUGCAGUGUGAGGAGGGUAGGAACUAUUGUGGUGGCUUUUUAUUGGCAGAAAAUGGUUGAAAAUUAACUAAUUGAAAUCAAAAUGUCUGCAUCAAGUGCCUUGCUUCAUCCCGAAGGCAAUGUUCUGAAGCUAUGAAAGAAACUCUGUGAGUGUCAGAUCUUUUUACUGCUGUCAGUGCAAGAUUCUUUCCUAGGAAUCCUCUCAAAACCUGCAUCACAGAUGUCUGUGUCACGAUCAUGUCUGCUGGAAGUCGCAGCUUACCUCAUAAGCAUCUGCAGUUAUCUGUGCUCAUAGUAACAAAACUGUGCUGUAACAGCCUAGGAAACAAACUGGGUUUAGUGAAGAGGUGUGGAAGCCUCCUGAGAGCAGAUGCAUAUGGACUUUCUCUAGUGGUAUCCCUUGAAGAUCAUCUGCUUUCCACCACAGGCUGUUGUCUUCAGAAGUUACUCCAGAUCCAACAGCUCUUCCAAGUCCUCUGCAGUUGUUUAGUUCAUUCCUGUGCCUUAACAUCUUUUGGACAUGGUUGUGAGCAACUCGCAGAGCAAAGAGGAUGUGAAUGAGACCAGAUUCAGCUUUAAUGCGGAACAGACUUCAGAAAUGGCCUUCAUGCCUAAGCUAAGGCUGGCAGAGUUGUACAAGUUUCAAGACAUGCAGGGCUGUAGAGAACUGUUCUCUUUGUGAGGGGGGAAAAGUCCUCUGAAAUUGUUGUGUUUGAGUAGGUUUCUUUGUUACUGCAGAUACUGGGAGAAGAGAGGCUCCUUUUUUGCUGUGACUUUGACCUCCUGUGAAGGCCAGGUGUCAGUGUGUAACAUAUCACUGCUCUGUAUAAAUGCUGUGACAUCGGUAACUUUCAAGUUCUUGCUUCUGGUUUACACAAUGACACCUGAAAACUUGAUCACAGUUAAUGGAAAGUGCUGUAAUGUGAACUUUCAGUAAGUGUUUGCCUUAACUGAUACAAGUGUUUUUCUAAUCAUCAUAUAUUAAAUAUCAGUGAUUGUAUCCAUGCAAAGAAGCCAUGGGUAAUACAGAAGUUCCCAUUUGUCUGCCUUUUGGGCAGGUACAGACCUAUAAGUGCUUGCUCCAACACUUGUGUCAGUUGCCAGCUCCAGACUUCCAGUAGGAGAUCCAGUGCUGCACUUCAGCUGAAUGACCACCUCAGAUGUUCUGGAGGGUUUUAUUUAAUAGAUACAGUCUUUCAUUCUAUAGCAUUUAAAGAAAAUUAUUGCUUCAGCCUUUUUUUGCUGUAUGCUUCUAAGCAAUCUGUGAGCAGAGUGGAGUAGAAGUGAAGUUAGCAAGAUGAGUUAUGUUUGUGUGAGACAGCUGUGCAACAGUUCUGAGUUCAAUAUGAGCACUAACAUGUUUUCCUUAUCCACUCAUACUAAGUCUUUUGGUUCUCAGAAGACAGAUUUAUCUGGAAUAUGAACAGAAGUAUCCUGGCUGCUGCAUAUAACCAAGGUAUCUUAGGAAUCAGUAGGAAUAACUUGUAGCCAAGUGCUUGUCAGCUGCAAGAAAUACUCUGCCUUGUAAGAUAAAAUCCCUCGUUUCUUUAAGGAUUUGUACACUGUGGAUGUGUAGAUGUGGAUCUACACUGCAUCAAUCUAUGCAGUACCUCAGGGCCAAUUAAAACUGCUUUUAUUAGAGAUUAAAAACUUAAUUAUGUGGGAAAAAGGUCAAAUGGAAUGAAUGGAACAAAAAAUUCUCAUUGGGAGGGAGGGGUAAGGGAAAAGGACUCAAUUUGUAAGGAGAUGUGUUGUGAUCCAGGGACUGUGCCUUUAUUUUCCAAUGAAGCUUUUUGGACUCAAAACUUAUUUUUACAACUUUUUAAUUCCAAGUUUUCUAUUGUAUCACUUUGUGCACAUUUCAUUAAAAAUACUAACUAAA
Messenger RNA from Melopsittacus undulatus (budgerigar), 3214 nucleotides. It is a transcript of the gene FADD, whose product is annotated as Fas associated via death domain. The record is from RefSeq and is a predicted model, not a curated record. The transcript has 3 exons. Bases 187 to 846 code for a protein of 219 amino acids. Gene Ontology annotation, biological process: signal transduction; regulation of apoptotic process. Lineage: Eukaryota; Metazoa; Chordata; Aves; Psittaciformes; Psittaculidae. Gene Ontology annotation, molecular function: protein binding.